Scleropages formosus (Asian bonytongue) is the source of this 2279-nucleotide messenger RNA. Its product is annotated as solute carrier family 2, facilitated glucose transporter member 3-like. Gene Ontology annotation, cellular component: plasma membrane; apical plasma membrane; basolateral plasma membrane. The record is from RefSeq and is a predicted model, not a curated record. Gene Ontology annotation, molecular function: D-glucose transmembrane transporter activity. Bases 293 to 1849 code for a protein of 518 amino acids. Gene Ontology annotation, biological process: dehydroascorbic acid transport; response to insulin. Lineage: Eukaryota; Metazoa; Chordata; Actinopteri; Osteoglossiformes; Osteoglossidae. The transcript is spliced from 11 exons.
GUUACGCAGCCACUUGCAACAAGGUAUUUUGUCACGAGAUGGCACGCGAAACCAAGUCACGACUUUGAUGUAACACGGGUUACGGACGCGCUGGCGCUGCAUCCCGCCCUUAGAUCUUGGAGUCCUUUUUUUUUUUCUGAGAAGAUGUUUCGGUGGACGUGAAGAAAUUGUGUAAAACGAAGUAAAAGGGAGCAAAGUGGCGUGAUUUUAGAGAGGCUAAUUGCGCCGGAUUUGUCAAGCUUGCACUGUCACUUGGUAUAGUCUUCGGGCAGCAAGAAGAGCUGUUACUAAAAUGGAAGGUCAAAAGAAACAGAUAACUGGUUAUCUCCUCUUCUCUGUGACAACUGUGGUCAUUGGUUCCCUGCAAUUUGGCUACAACACUGGAGUAAUAAAUGCUCCGGAACAGAAAUUGCGUACGUUCUUCAAUGAUACCUGGAUAGAACGCUACCAGCAGCCUAUCAGUCCUGGGAUGUGCACAUUUAUCUGGAGCUUUUCUGUGGCCGUCUUCAGUGUUGGUGGCAUGGUUGGGUCUUUCAGUGUUGGAGUUAUGGCGAACAAGUUUGGAAGGCGUAAUUCUAUGAUGAUAGUUAAUGUUCUGGCCUUGAUUGGUGCAGCCCUGAUGGGGUUCUCCACCCUGAGCUCCUCAUUUGAAAUGGUGAUUGCAGGACGGCUGGUGAUUGGCUUGUUCUGUGGCUUGUGUACCGGCCUGACCCCUAUGUAUGUUGGAGAAGUGUCCCCCACCUCCCUUCGGGGGGCUUUUGGGACACUGCACCAACUAGGAGUAGUGGUGGGAAUCUUAAUUGCCCAGAUAUUUGGUCUGGAGGUGUUGCUGGGUUCUGAUAGGCUGUGGCCCGUGUUGCUCGCACUGACGGCAUUGCCAGCUGUGGUUCAAUUUAUACUGUUACCCUUCUGUCCUGAGAGCCCCCGUUACCUGCUCAUCAACAGGAAUGAGGAGGAGCUUGCCCGCAAAGCACUGGUGAAACUGCGUGGCUGUGACGAUGUGACUGAAGACAUGCUAGAGAUGAAAGAAGAGAGCAUGAAAAUGGCCAUGGAGAAGAAAGUGACCAUACUUGAGAUCUUGCGUUCCCCACUAUAUAGACAGCCCAUUGUCAUUGCUAUUAUGCUGCAGUUGUCCCAGCAACUCUCUGGAAUAAAUGCUGUAUUCUACUACUCCACUGGAAUUUUUAUGACUGCAGGUGUAACUCAACCUAUCUAUGCCACAAUUGGAGCUGGAGCUGUCAACACACUAUUUACUAUAGUAUCGCUGUUCCUGGUAGAGAAGGCAGGGCGAAGGACUCUUCAUCUCCUUGGAUUGGCUGGAAUGGCCAUUAGUGCCCUACUCUUGACAAUUGCACUUUUGUUGAAGGACAUCCAGUCUCUAAGCUACCUGAGCAUUGCAGCAGUGUUUGCCUUUGUGGCAAUGUUUGAGAUGGGCCCUGGGCCCAUACCUUGGUUCAUUGUGGCUGAGCUGUUUUCCCAAGGCCCACGCCCAGCUGCUAUGGCCUUGGCUGGCUUUUCAAACUGGACAUCUAAUUUCCUUGUGGGAAUCAGUUUUCCUAAACUAGAGGAAUUAUGCGGCCCUUAUGUUUUCAUCAUCUUCAUGAUCUUUCUCAUCAUCUUCUUUGUCUUCACCUUCUUUUAUGUUCCUGAGACAAAGGGACGGACCUUUGAAGACAUUGCCCGUGGUUUCAGUGGUUCUGCCAAUCCUGCCUCCAACCCUUCGCAGCCUCCUCCUCUUGAGGUUGAGGGCUCUGAUUCUGUUUCCCCUACUAAAGAGAAAGUUAUGGUAGAGGAUGUCCCAGCUGAGGAAAAGAUUAAAAGCCCUGAAAAGACUGCAAAUGAUUCAUAGACCAUGUUAGGUGUACCUAAAAAGUUAUGUGUGUAUACAUACAGUCACGUGAUUUUUUAAAUUAAUCCUUUCCUGACACCAAAAUUUAAGAUGCCAAAAUCUGAUUUCGCAUUAUUUUAAAUGGAAAAAAUAACAUGUUCCCAGCCCAUCUGAAAACCCUAUGGCAGUUUUCCAAACUAUCAUGAGAGCACUGUUAAAGACCAGUAUAACUAUAAACCCAUGAUUUCAGCAAGGUAGAAAACUCUUACAUUUACAUGUAUAUUUAUUCCUUUUAGCAGAUGCUUUUCUCCAAAGCAACGUUCAUGUCAAUAAUACAAGAGUAUUACACCAACAGACAGAGAUCUGGAUCCAGACACAAGUCACUUCAUGAUUACACACACACACACGCACACACACAUACAGACGCACACACACUGUCUGAAGCCGCUUG